Spodoptera littoralis (African cotton leafworm) is the source of this 531-nucleotide messenger RNA. Lineage: Eukaryota; Metazoa; Arthropoda; Insecta; Lepidoptera; Noctuidae. The record is from the annotation of a GenBank genome assembly.
AUGAGAUCGUUGGUGGUGUUGUUCGCUCUUGUGGCUGUUGCCGUGGCUGCUCCCAGUGCAGAGAAGAGAUCAGUGGAGCACCUGGCGGUGGCGUACUCCGUGCCCGCUGCGGUGUCGCACCAGUCUCGGGUGGACGUGCACUCGUCCCCUGCCGUGGUAGCCCCAGUGGAGGUUGCUGUAGUUGCUGAGCCUGUGGUUGCAGCGCGCACUGUCGUCGCCCCUGCUGUGUACACUGGCGCCUCAGCUGUGUCCCACCAGUCCCGUGUCGACGUGCACCAUUCACCAGCUGUUGUCACUAGCUACGCCGCGCCAGUUGUCGCUGAGCACGUCGUCGCUCCCGCUGUGGUGGAAGCUCGUUCCGUGUACGCUCCCGUAGCCACCGUAUACUCCGGCGCCUCCGCUGUGUCCCACCAGUCUCGUGUGGACGUAAAGUCUUCGCCAGCUGUAGUGACCCAGCACGUAGUGCCCGCUGCCGCUGUAGUCGAAGCUCGCUCCGUCUAUGCUCCUUCUGUAUACGCUUCCUACUGGUAA